Anastrepha obliqua is the source of this 5558-nucleotide messenger RNA. RefSeq names its product zinc finger FYVE domain-containing protein 9 (gene Sara). Gene Ontology annotation, molecular function: metal ion binding. Gene Ontology annotation, cellular component: early endosome membrane. Lineage: Eukaryota; Metazoa; Arthropoda; Insecta; Diptera; Tephritidae. The record is from RefSeq and is a predicted model, not a curated record. The transcript is spliced from 10 exons. The coding region runs from base 334 to 4995 and encodes 1553 amino acids. Gene Ontology annotation, biological process: endosomal transport.
UACAAAUGCAUUUUUUGUUUAAAAACGUAAAGUCUUGGAAAUUAAUUUGUUAAGCGAUAUUCGGCAGCUCACAAUUAAAUAUCUCGAACCAAUUUUUUGGUAUGUGACCGCUAUUAACAUUCCUUAUUAAGAGAUCGUAUAAAGCAAGUGGAUCCUUUUGCUUUGGCUAGAUAACGAUUACUUGCUCGAACAGUUUGUAAGCAAUGCAGAGGCCUUUGUAAUGUUUGAUAAUUCGCACAGUUGAGUGUGUUGGAAAAUUUAUAAAUAAUAGAAAAAUUCAGAACAUGAUUCAUCCAAAAAAGUUUAAAUGGCAACAACGAACAAAACGCUAAAAUGGAUCUAGUGGAUAUAGAUCAAGUUUUAGAUAAUUUGGAAUUGCGGGAGGCCGCGGACGAACAUAAAAGAACUGCUUCAGCUGCAAAUGCGCCCGAAGCAGAAAAUACGGCGGAGUCUUUAAGCAAUGCAAAUAAAGGUGAUAAUGCUGCUGCUAUUGGCAGUAUAAAUGUCACGUCUCACAAAAGCGGAUUUGUAGGUGUUUCCCAAGUAUUCAACAGUUUGGAUGACUAUCAGAAAAAUGUGGAGUCAUUAGAAUCUGCGCCAGCGCAGCGUUAUGACGAAGAAUGUCGACUCAUUUCAAAUAACAUGAAUACGGGGCAGGAAUCAGACACAACCAACAAGGAAGAAGAUACUGAUGAUGCAGUAUAUUCAGGAAACUCAAUAGCAACUUUGCAAAAAGCAACGAAUAAUGAAAUGGUUGUGAAUUCAUUUGACGCUUUCACUAAUAGUCGUACAACACUAGCCCAUAGCAAAGUUUACGAUGAAGAUGGCGAGGAUGAAGAAGAAGCAAGCGAUGACAUACAUAAAUUCACAGAAAAUUCUAAACAUUUACGGAGUAUUGGUUAUGAGGUGAACGAAGCGGCUGAUAACAGUCCUCUUUCGUCUGAUUCGUUAACAACCUCGUCGUCAUCGACUUUCUCAUCAGGUCCAUCUCCUGGAAUUGUUUCCACUACCGACGAGCAUUCUGCCCCACUGACACCUGAGGAAGUAAGCGAAGAUCGAGAUGCACUACUGCCAGUGCAUUCGAGCGUUCUGGAACCAGAUGGAGAUGAUGAAGACGAUGAUGAUGAUAAGGAGGUAGAGGGAACGAUUGAUGUAGAGUUGCAUGUAGAAGAUGAAGAUGUAGAAGAACGUGAUGUAGUGAGUGCGCCCCAAGCUGAAAGCACUGCCGGACUAGAAGAUAUAGCUGUAGGCUUAUCAUCUAUAUCAUUGACUACUGGAAAUUCACAUCUUAAUUUACCGACUGCCUCAUCAGUAUUGGAAAAUAUACUAGAAGAUUUGUCGGAAACGACGAGUAAUUCAUUGUUGAGCCAGCAGCUUGACGGGGCUCAGGAAAAUAAUCCGGUGCUUGAGGAACCACCAUCAAUCUACAAUAUGAACAAAUCGGUACCUUCAAAUGCCGUAAGUGACAACGACAUUACUGGCAAACAUAAGCAAAAGGAAAGUGUGGUUCCGGCGCUGAAACAGCAACCUAUAAAAGUGUUGCAGCAUCCCAUUACCUUCGGUUCAACUAUGGAUGAAAUCUCGGAUACGGAACUUGAUAGCAUGUUGCAGGAAAUGGACAUAGAUGAUGCUAGUGAAGUUAACGAUGCAUCUAAAUUGGAUGUUACAAACAGUUGUAUCUCACCACCUCCUCCGCUGCCAUCUACAAUAUCGGUAAAAUCAGUAGAAAAUAUCAAGACAGCCGCUUUAGCAAUUCCAAUAUUAAAUGACAACAGAAGUCACGAGUCGGAAAAUAUGGCCAGUCCAGUACUAAAAAAUGCACACGAGACAGUAGAGGGUUGUGUCGGCAAUGAUUAUCUAAAUGCAGACAGUUUUUCUCAGGCAUCUACUGUUGAGUUUUCCGAAAUACGUGCGCAUUCUAUAGGAGCAGCACAGGCCGACACCGAUAUGCCGCAAUCGUCCAAUUCUGUUGCAUCAUCGUACACUGGUUCUGAAUGUUCCUUGGAAGGUGGCGUCAUUGGGGGCGAUCGAAUAAGCGAUGAAGAGGAAUCGGCAGAUACAGAAGAGAAUUGUCGAAAAGCUUUAGCAGAAAAUGCUGACGAUGAAGGCGGCAGUACGGAUGAGGGCGCUUACAGCGAUAGCGCGGCUCAGCGACCACAACGUCCGACAUCACUUAAUUUGCCUAUAUUGCAGUCCAACUUAAAUGAAAAUGCUGGCCAAACACCGCCUGGAACGCAAUCGGUACAGAACAUAACGCUCGACAUAGAUAAUACUGUUACGAACGAGCCAAGUACUGGCGUUAGUAAUUCUGCUCCAACCCUAACCCCAGAUGACGGGGUGACCACUAAUGGCGAAGUUGCGGAGGCAACGGGAUAUAGUGAUCCAUAUGCGGAUCUCGGCAAAGUGCCUCCAAUUUGGGUGCCAGAUAAUAUGGCUGCCGGCUGCAUGCAGUGUCAUGCCAAAUUCACUAUGAUUAAGCGUCGUCACCAUUGUCGUGCCUGUGGGAAAGUGCUCUGCUCCGUUUGUUGUUCUCAAAAGUUCAAAUUGGAGUUCCUCAGCAAUACCGCCGAGUCGCGUGUAUGCUUACAAUGUUUUCUUAUACUUACACAAAGGCAACUGGGUGGUGGCGCUAUUGGCAAUGAGGUGGGCACAAGUGGAUUGAACGAUGAAGUCUUAGCAGCAGUUGUAAGUGCUAACUCAGAGUCUAACACAACAGCGGGCCAAGUACGCUCACCCAAUCCGAACAAUCCAAUGGAGUACUGCUCCACCAUUCCGCCAUACAGGCAGGUGAGCGCACAGAAUGUACAGCCACCAUCUGUUAUUGUGCCCGUUGGUGUGCUUAAAAAAGAAGGGAGUAGUUACUCAUCGAAUUCGUCGAAUGGCGGUGGUGAUGGCGGCAAGAAAGGUCGUAAACGGAAAAGUGUUAUGUUUAGUGAUGGUAUUGCACCCGGUAGCGACUUGGCUAGCAUGGAGCAUCAGUGGGCAGAUGCCAAGCAUGCGCGUCGUGGACCACAUCAACAUGGGGAUAAGUCACGAAAUAGCAGCGGUGUAGCAAAUAAACCACCGACGCCGGCGCGUUCUCAACCAAGUGGAUCUGGAGGUAAUAGUGAUGCAACGGCGAUUGGUUUGGUGGCAUCACUGUUUCGCGGUUCUAUACCACCACUGGCUGCAGCGGCAACAAUGACAGCUGUUCAGAAAGGGGAUGAAGGUUCUUCUAAAUUAGUAUCAAGUAAUUUGAAAAACUCCACGAGUGGUAGUAAGGCAACCGAUGCGGCUGCGGUUUUGCGGACAAAACGCUUACCACCAUCCGGUAGCGAUGAGAAUGGCUGCUUCAUUCCACAAGGUGACAACAACUCUUUGCCGCCAAUUUGUCUGCGGAAAGCUGAAAGCAAUUGUGAUUUUGACUAUAAAGAUGUUCUUAACAACCAAGAACUUGUUGCACGCUUAGAAAGCGAGACACUUAGAUUUGCGCUAGAAAAGAAUUUCUUUGUGGAUGUGAAAAUUUUAAAUCUGAAAUGUUGCAUGAAUCGAACUGUCAUCAACUUCACCACAUGUGGUAUGCAUCAUGUUGGCAAUGAUGAACUGAUUAUCUUAUUAGAAUUUGAACCACAAACAAAUACGUCCGUUAUCAAUAAAGACUCUGCGGCGACGGCACCAAUACCAAAAGAUAUUUUUGUUCACCUUUACGAGAUCUAUCGUGACGCUGAGUUGGGCAAUCCUAUCGCCGAACUGUCUUAUACCAGCCCCCGAUCGAGCAAUUUUCUAGGCACGCGGGACUAUGGCGGUUUCAUCUUUAUACGCGCCACGUUCCAAUGCUUACAAGGUGUUUUAGUGCCGGAGCAGCCCUUUCUUAUAGGCAUUCUUAUCCACCGCUAUGAAGUGCCAUGGGCCAAAGUAUUUCCACUACGUCUGAUGCUGCGACUGGGCGCACAGUAUCGAUACUAUCCCUGCCCACACAUCUCUAUACGCAAUCGAGAAUCGGUUUAUGCCGAAAUAGCGCAGACAAUAAUCAAUUUCCUAGCGGAUUUCCGAAAUUAUUCAUAUACGUUGCCCUGCAUCAAGGGCAUGUACAUACAUAUGGAAGACAGAAAGCCAACGGUAAUGAUACCACGCAAUCGUCAAGAUGACGUUAUUAAAGCAAUCAAAAACGCCAGUGAUCAUAUAUUAGCUUUUGGUGGGAAUUUUUCGAAAACAGCAGAUGGACAUUUGGUAUGCAUGCAAAAUGUUAAUGAUAUGGGCACUGAAAUGUACGCAUAUUCAACACAUGCCAUCAAUAUACACGGACAGCCGCGCAAAGUCACUGGCGCUAGUUUUUUUGUGCUGAAUGAGUCUCUAAAAAGUACGAGUGGUCUUACUGGGAAAUGCAGCAUCGUUGAAGAUGGUUUAAUGGUGCAAGUAUUGCCCAGUAAAAUGGAAGAAAUUCGAAAUUCGCUACAGAAUCAAAAAGAUGUUGAAAUAAUAUGCGGUCCGGUGGAUGCCGAUGAUCAGCAAACUGAGGUUGUGAGCAUCAAAUGGGUAGAGAAUGACCGAGAUUUUAAUGUUGGCGUAAAAUCACCUAUUGAUGAAAAAUCGAUGGAAGGAAUUUCCAGUAUGCGAGUACACGAUAGUUUUAACUAUGCGAAUGCUAACUACGCUAUACGGCUGACAGAUAUUUAUAUACUUAAAUAUGACGAGUGGUAUGUCUCUGCACAGUCUGCUUUAGCAGCCACUUCUAUGGACGUAACGCGCAUGGCAGGACAAAUUGCGCGCAGCGCAUGUGUUGCCCUAGUACCGUUUCUUGACCUACUCGUAGCGAGUGAUAGUCGGAAGUUAGCUUUACGUGCAACACUUCAUCAGGAGAAUGUCUGCUAUGAAGCUGGCACACGCGGCAAUAAGCUUCCUCCGCUUUAUAUGAACGCCUUGGACGACCAUCUAAUACCCACACUGCACGGCGAGUCGUCCGGCAUUGAGGAUGCAAUAAUUUUAGAGUUAGUUUUUUACAUUUUAAAUGUUUAGUCUAUUCUAUUCUAAAUGGGGAACAGUAAGUAAGUGAGUCAGUAUUACAAACUGUUAGUGGCAGCGUAUUACUGUGACUUUUCUAUUGCGUUAGUUUACAAUUUUGGCAAAGCGUAAAUUGUAACAAUAAUGAAUUGGUGUUUUGGUUAAUGGGUAAAAAAUAGCAAUUACGCGUUUACUUUGCUGUUACGCUCGCUUAACUAUGAUCAAUGUUUGCCAUUGGCGAAGCAAAUUGGCAACUAAAAUAUAUAUAUACAUAUAUACAACAGCCUGUGUAGUUAUAAAAUAUUGACGCUCAAUUAGAGAAGAUAUUUUGGAGUUGAGUUUAGUAUAUACAUACUGUAUAUGCUUAGUUUUCGCUUGAAAUAAGGCCGCUUUUAAAGAGUCCUGUGGAUAAACGGAACAAAUGCAUAUAUACUAACAUUCAUAUGUGUAUAUAAUAUAUAUGAGUAGUUAAGAUGGUUAUAGCUCUGUUGUAUGCAACUUGUUUUUAGUGUAAAGAGUAAAAUAUGUAAGCUUGUAACUAAAAAGAUUUACAACUAACGAAAUGUAUUCGCAUUUUA